Bipolaris zeicola 26-R-13 is the source of this 915-nucleotide messenger RNA. RefSeq lists its product as uncharacterized. Bases 1 to 915 code for a protein of 304 amino acids. The record is from RefSeq and is a predicted model, not a curated record. Gene Ontology annotation, molecular function: oxidoreductase activity. NCBI's taxonomy places the organism in Eukaryota, Fungi, Ascomycota, Dothideomycetes, Pleosporales, Pleosporaceae. The transcript is spliced from 9 exons.
AUGUCAACCUCACUGGCAGCCUCCUCUUUGCUCUCCGUCAAGAAGUGGGUUGUGGUUGUAACUGGUGGAGGCACUGGAAUUGGAUUGAUGUACGCAAAAGCCUUGGCCGCCAAUGGAGCCAAAGUUUACAUCACCGGAAGACGUCAAGAAGUCCUGGAAAAAAGUGCCAGCAUCCACGGAUCUGCAGACGAGGUUAGCGCUGCUGGGGGUCAAAUUGUUCCCCUUGUCAUGGAUGUAACCAACAAGGAUAGCAUCAAGCAUGCUGUGCAACACGUCGAAGAAGCUCAUGGCUAUCUUAAUCUGCUCGUGAACAAUGCUGGUGUUUGGACUACAAAGCCUGAGGCAGGGCCUGAAGAUGGACCCGAGAAAUUCGGUAGCUCCAUGUUCGACCAGUCUAUUGAUCUCUGGCAACAAGCCUUCCUCGUCAAUGCCACCUCUAUCUACUUUGUAACAGCAGCUUUUCUACCCCUACUAGCCAAGUCCAUCUCCGGCCCCACCAAAAAGAUGGGAAGUGUAAUCAACACCACCUCCAACAGUGGUCAACUUAGAAUGUCCGAGGCCUCCCAACUAGCCUACAACGUCAGCAAAGCCGCAUCCGUCCACAUGACCCGCCAACUAGCCUUUGAUUUCAGCCACGAAAAUAUCAAGAUCCGCGUCAACGGCAUCGCACCAGGCUGGUUCCCCUCCGAAAUGACCACCGGCGCCUCCGACGACAAAAAUGAGAGCACAGCCCAGGACGACCCGGCGUUCCAGCAGGAAAUGCGGAAUGUUGGUGCGCGCGUGCCUCCUGGUCGCAUGGGCAAGGCGGAGGAUUUGGCUAGUGGCCUUCUCACGCUCGCUACUAAUGAUUAUAUCUGGGGCAUGAAUCUUGUUAUUGAUGGGGGUAUUUUGCAGAGUGUUGCUGGCAACAUUUAG